Molecule: messenger RNA, 2638 nt
Organism: Megalopta genalis
Lineage: Eukaryota; Metazoa; Arthropoda; Insecta; Hymenoptera; Halictidae
Product: exopolyphosphatase PRUNE1
Cellular component (GO): cytoplasm
Molecular function (GO): exopolyphosphatase activity
Source: RefSeq, a predicted model, not a curated record
CCGGUUCUGGUUCCGGUUCCGGCUCCAGUUCCGGCUCUCACCCACCCUUUCCGCAGUAAUCCACGUUUACGUAUUUCUCUCUAUCCUCGCCUGUUAACAAGCAGAUCGUUAACGUCACGCGCGACCAGGAAGAAACACGUAUCUACUUGCUGCUGUGGUUCGAGGUGCAGCUAUUCCACCCGUAUCACCCGAACGAAAUCGAUUCUCCGUUCGACGACAAAUUCGCCGAAACGUUUCGACUAGCGACUCGACUCUGUCCCGUGUUGCUUCGUUUCGCCGUGUCGCAUCGCGUCACAUCGAGUCAACGACAUUCCUAACCUAUUGCUCCGUACGCGUCUCGCGCUCUCUGCGACUACUUAUGACUUCCGACGACUUAUGACAACCAACACACUGACACAGACCACAGCACUCGCUUUCGUUCUGCAGCUCCCUCCCCCAUAAACUCUCCUCUCUCUCUCUCUCUCUCUACUCUCGCGCCUUCACCGUUGCCACCCCCGCCCCUUUCACACUAUCGCUUUCCCCCUCGCUCUCUCACUCUCAUUCCCAAUCUCUUCGUCAGAUUUUUUUCCCGAUAGCAAAUGCGUUCGAACUUCUGAUAAUUCCGAGAAUCGAUAGAAGAAAACAUGUUCACCGAUGGCAAACGAAUCUCUCUGGUCGUUCGUAGAAACCAACCUCCGUGGGUAAAGAAUCCUCGGGGGCUCUUUUCGACAUCAUGUCGACUCCGUUUCGUUUCUUUUGCCUGUGUCUUUCUUUUCUUCGAUAUGCUGUUCGUUCGAUAGAAAUUGCGUCGAUUGUCACGGCGAACGAAAAGGCUCCCUAAUUCGGAAGAACGUUAACGCAUCUCGGUCGCGUUGCAACCAUUACGAAAUCUCGCGUGUACGUAUACGUUUUGUUGAGAACACAUGACCGUGGACGAUUGUGUGUGCACGAAAUUUAAGAAUACACGCCCGCCGUUUUACCCAAGGAACACUGCUCCAUCGAACACAGAAAAAAUCUGUGUCGUUGUUUGUUAAAUCGCACGCAAUAAACAACGACGAUCGCCGAAACGUUGGGACGGACAAGCGCGGUGGACAUUACUGUCACACCAACGUCGGAAUCGUUCACCGCCGACCUCCUUCGAGCGCUGCCGACCGUUCCCGAUUAAAGUCGAGCGUUUCCGAGCAAUGACAGCAUCGUAGCGGCAUGGGCGUUAUGCACACGUAUGCAAACAACCGUAGCUGAUCGUAUGCACUGCAGCGUUCGACGGACACUUGUGUAGAAACAGAAAAAUUAUGGAUUGCAUGAAGACGUUUCUUACGGAAUCCAAAAAAGCUUUGCCGCAACUAUGGCGAUUCCACAAGGUCUGCGUUGUCUUGGGUAACAGCAUAUGCAACUUGGAUUCCGCGGUAUGUGUAUUGGUUCAGGGAUUACACGAGUAUCUGGAUGCGAAACUUGGAUCGGGAACAGAUUAUUUAACUGUAAUACCGUUGAUGAAUAUACCGCGGAAAGAAUAUCGGAUUAAAACAGAAGUGACGUAUUUUUUUAAACGUUACGACAUUUCUCCGGAUUUAUUGACGUUCCGAGAUGAAAUAGACUUGAAAGAAUUAAAGAACGAUGCAACUAUUACUUUGGAUGUUGUACUUGUUGAUCAUCACUCUCUUUCGAAAGCAGACAAUUUUCUAAAAGACUCCGUAAUCAAGGUGAUAGAUCAUCGGCCGCAGGAUCCGGCCUGGCCAUGGCCUAAAAUAGACGUUUACAUGAAGACUGUAGGAAGUUGCGCGACUUUGGUGGCAAAACGUUUCCUCGUCGAACAUUUACCAAUCAUAAACUCAGACAUAGCGAAUCUUUUACGAGGUCCGAUCUUGAUCGACACGUGUAACCUGUCAAAAGAGGUCAAUCGCGCCACUCCAUCCGACAUCAAAACAUUAGAAAAACUCGAACGAAUAGCUUAUUCGAUUCACAAUCGAGACGCCGAAUACCACGGUCUCAUCCAAGCGCAAAGAGACAUUAGUGAAUUAAGCUUCGACGAUCUGUUGAUCAGAGACGUAAAGGAGGUCGCUGGAGUACCGAUCGUUGGAUUGCCAAUACUAGUUCGAAAAUUCAUUGAUUCAGGAGGGUCCGAUGCCAUUCGUGAUUUCGCAGUGGCCAGAAAAACCAGAAUAGUUUUCCUACUUGGCAUGCUAGUUGAAUCGGACAAAAUCAUAAAAGACAUCGUUAUUUUCUCCAUUUCUCCCGACCCAGUCACUACCAAAUAUUCUCGUGGAGGCAUUGCGCAAAAAUAUGCUCACUUAGAUUUUGAAGAGCUACGAAUGCUGUUAUUUGGGUCUAGUGAUCCGGACCUUGAAGUAUACGAUGGAUGCACGAUCUAUGAUGAAGAAGGGAAAUAUGAAAUAUCGCAUGUCUACCAAGGAAAUUUACGUGUUUCACGAAGACAAUUAACACCGCUCGUACAACGCAUGAUGAAGAAACUGUCCGAUAUUGCAUGGAUACGUGGAACUUAAACCUAUAAAUUGUCAAACGUAAAAGAAACAUUGAAAUAGUGCAUGAUCAAAAGUCAUCACUCACAAUACCCGCGAAAAAUACAUAAUUUAAAGAUAACCUGAGAUUUGUAAAUUUAGAUAUUUAACAUCUUUUGUUAAGAAAUUUGUAUAUGAGUUUA